AUGGCUGACAGGGGAGCAACUUCUCAACUACUGAAUGAUGGAAAAGACUGGUGGCAGGAAAGACUGGAAGAACUUGAAAAAUUUAAACAGGUUCAAACAAGCGCGUUGGAUGACCUUGUUAGUGUGAACUCCCUUUUCACAAUAGCCAUUUUCUUGGGCUUAUCGUUCGCCUCUCCCACCGAACAGAGCAUUGAUAAUCGACCCGAAUGUGCACCAGACGUCAAGAUGGAAAAGAGGCUCGUCAUGUAUGAAGUUGUAUCGUUCGCUUGCUUCCUCCUUUCGAGCCUGGUGGCGAAAUCACUCAAGCUUUUCAUCAAUUUCCAAAACACCAAAGAUGAUCUGGACAUUGGAAAUCCUCAUCCAUAUCAAGUAAUAAAGCCAAGUAGAGGUUUCAUGAUCCUGUUAUCGGUGUUGGCAUCGACGGUUGGGGUUGUGUUUUUGACGCUUUCAAUGGUUGAUGUUGUUCAGAUAAAGAUAGGGAAGAUGUCUUGUGGGAUUCAUGAGACUCAAGCUGCUGUAAUAUCACUGUGUACCAUUGUGGCUCUGGCUCUCAUCAUUUAUUUGCCUUCUACUGUGACAACUAUUUUACGCUGUAUGUUUAAUUUUUAG
This is a messenger RNA of Hevea brasiliensis (rubber tree), 609 nucleotides long. RefSeq lists its product as uncharacterized. Bases 1 to 609 code for a protein of 202 amino acids. The record is from RefSeq and is a predicted model, not a curated record. The transcript is spliced from 2 exons. NCBI's taxonomy places the organism in Eukaryota, Viridiplantae, Streptophyta, Magnoliopsida, Malpighiales, Euphorbiaceae.